Molecule: messenger RNA, 6052 nt
Organism: Saccoglossus kowalevskii
Lineage: Eukaryota; Metazoa; Hemichordata; Enteropneusta; Harrimaniidae
Molecular function (GO): nucleic acid binding
Source: RefSeq, a predicted model, not a curated record
UACCCUGAGAUCGGACAAAAUGGCUGGCAUAUUUGCCCGCUUCAAUGAAACAAGAGAUUUUCAGGGAAGUAGUUUUGAUCGCUAUGAAGAUGGCCAGUUUGACUUAGAACAAGCAUCCCUCAGCCAGCCGAUCCCAGAGGAUAAUAUUGGGUACCGAAUGUUACAGAAACAUGGCUGGAAAAGUGGAAAUGGUUUAGGAAGACGAAUGCAAGGUCGCACUGAACCGAUACCAAUUAUCAUCAAGGAAGAUGUCAUGGGUAUGGGACGUAUGGAGAUGGAGCUUGAACAAGCGGAAGAAGCCACUGAGAAAAGAAAACAAUUGGAAAUUGAGAAGGAGGAGACUGAAGAGUUGAGACAGAAAUACAAGGACAAUGUGGAACGAGAGAAAGCUAUUGAUGAAGCGCUAGCAGACCUUAAGGCCAAUUUUUAUUGUGAUCUUUGUGACAAGCAAUAUUAUAAACACACAGAGUUUGAUAAUCAUAUCAAUUCCUACGAUCAUGCACAUAAACAGCGUUUAAAAGAACUUAAACAGCGUGAAUUUGGACGGACAGUAAGUUCUAAGUGGAAGAAGGAAGAAAAGAAGAGAGAGAAAGAACUAAAACGCCUUCAUGAACUUGCAGAUCUCAGAGCACAAGCAGCAGGUACCAGGAAUGAUGAAAUGGGACAGGGAAACAAAUUUAAAACUAGUUUCAAGAGUGGCGCAAGUGUACCUCCUGCAGUCAGCUCAGAAGAAAUUUCAGAACCAGAUUCAGUCCCAUCACAAAGCACUACUGAUGACAUCAAAGAAUCACCUGUGAAAGCCACUCAAGACCUAGAUGAGGAUGGUCAGAAUAAAGGCUUAGUGUCAUUCAGUAUUGCCAAGAAAUCUAGUAACAAACUGCCUGCAAAGUCUCCAUUGAGACACCAACCUGGUGAAAUCAAAGAAGCUAUAGAGAAUGUGAAUAAUAAUUCAGAUGACGACAUCCCAGUGACAGUGAUUGAGAAUAAAACAAGGAAGGAUGAAGUUAAUGUUGAAAAGACUCAUGAUGGAGAAGUGUAUUCACGUACACCUCUUGAACAUUUCAAGGUCAAACCAAAAUUGCCUUUCUUGGUUUUUGUGAAAUAUAAAGAUGAUCACAUUCCUGUCAACGAUAAAUCAUCUGAAAGUGUCUGUCUGAACAACAAACAUUGUGAAAACCAUCCAAAUUCUAUGCCGUCUUCAUCUAAUGCAGAUUUACAAAGUUCUGAGAAGUCGAAUGAGAAAAUUAAUUCAUGUGAUACCCUUGAAAAAAGCCCAACACCUGAGAAAACUGGUAAUAAACAACGUUUGGAGAAAUCUGAGAAGAGUCACAAAGAGUCAAAAAGAAAAAGUAGCAAUAAAAAAGUUGAUAGUGUGAUUUUAAAGAAAGAUAAUGGUCCUGAAGUUAAAGCUGAGACCAGUGAAGAAAAGAAAACCAGUGCAAAAGUUAAAGGAAUUGUUGAGACCAGUGAUGAAAAAAAAUUGAAUCGUAAAAAUACAAGUGCAAAAGAUAAAGGAAUAGUUGAGAUUAGUGAAGAAAAGAAAGGAAAUCCUUCAAAUCAAAGUGCAAAAGAUAAAGAAAAACAAGAAAAGGAAACAAAUGCUACAAAUGUGAAAGUUAAAAGAAUAGUUGAGACAAGUGAAGAAAAGAAAGGAAGUCGUGCACAUCCAAUUGUAAAGGAUAAAAACAAACUAGACAGAAAAAGAAAUCCUACGAAUGUUAAAAUGCCAGUUGAGAUCAGUGAAGAAAAGAAAGGAAGUCCUGCAAAUACAAGUGCAAAAGUUAAUGAAGAGAAGAAAGGAGAUCGAACAAUUCCAUGUGCAAAGGAUAAAGACAAACUGGAAAGAAAAAGAAAUCAUACAAAUGUGAAAGUUAAAGGAGCAGUUGAAACCAGUGAAGAAAAGAAAAGUCAUACAAAUACGAGUGCAAAAGUUAAUGAAGAAAAGAAGGGGAAUCGUACAAAUACGAGUGCAAAAGUUAUUGAAGAAAAGAAAGGAAGUCAUACAAAUACGAGUGCAAAAGUUAAUGAAGAAAAGAAAGGAAGUCAUACAAAUACAAGUGCAAAAGUUAAUGAAGAAAAGAAGGGGAAUCGUACAAAUCCAAGCUUGAAAGUUAAAGACAAAAUAGAAACAAAAGAAAAGAUCACAAAUCCUGCAAAUGCAAAAGUUGAAGGACCAGUUGAGACUAGUGAAGAAAAAAAAAAGAAUCGUACGAAUCCAAGUGCAAAAGAUGACAACAAACUAGAAGUUGAAGGGGUAGUCGUGAACAAUGAAGAAAAUCCUACAAUUAAAAAUGAGGAUAAAGCUGAUUGUACAAAUAAUUCCAAAUCCAAAAACUCUUAUUCAGACACUGUUAUAUCAAGUAUGUUUGUUUCUGUGCUGAGUCGAGAUGAGCAGACAUCACUACAGUGGCCAAUUGAAAUGAUACAUCACACCAAGACAGAGCCUUCAUUAGCAUAUAGUUGUAACCCACUGUAUUUUGAAUUCAAAAAACUGGCACCAAGUUCUAAAGUGGAAUCUGAGCAAAAUGUACAAAAGGAGGAAACUAAGACCAAGGAAGAGGAUUCUGAACCAAAGAAAGUUGUUGAUACAGAUGAGGUGAAAGAAGUACAACAAAACAAAUCUACAACUGAAGAGACAGUUCAGAAUGAUGUCACACAACCCAAAGAAGGGGAGAAAUCUGUUUUAACCAUUGAAAAAGAUGUUAGUGAGAGUGAACAACCUGUCAAAGACAAGGAAAAAAGUAAGAAGGCCAAAAAAGCUAAAAAGAAGAAAAAGAAAAAGAAAUCGGGGAAAGGUGAAGUUAAAGUGGAUGGAGCAGAAGAACCAAAAACAUCAAAACAUAAGAAAAGUAAACGUAAACAUUCAGAAAAGGAUAAACAUGCAGAAGUGGAUGGAGAACAUCAUUCGAGUUCCAAAUCAAAAUCAAAACGUAAAAAGGAGAAGAAGAAACAUAAAGAUAAACGUAAGGAUGACAAAUCAAGUGAUGAGUAUAGUAGUUAUGAUGAUGAGGCAGAACAUUAUAAACAUUCUGAUCUUAAAUCUUCUUCCAAACGUAAAUAUCAUGAUAGCUCCAGCGAUUAUAGUGAUAGAGAGGAUGAUAAAAGAGACAGCAAGCGACAUCGUAAACAUAGAUAUGAUGACUAUUCAGAUGAGAGUUAUGACAGUACUGAUCAUGAACGCUCCAACCACAAACGAUCUCAUGACAGAUACAGUGAUGAUAGUGAUUCAGAUUACCACAGGAGUAGCCAUAGGUCAGAUAAGAAGCGUUCUAGUCGGAGUCAUCACCAUCACAGUAGUGACUAUGACACUGAUGAUAGUUAUUAUGAUAGGCACAGUAGCAGAAGACAUGAAAAAAGACGAUAUCGGGAUGAUGAUGACUCUGAUAAAGAAAGAAGUAAACGUAGUCGUCAAAGAAGUUACAGUGCAGAUUCUGAUUACUCUCGCUCUUCGAGGCACAGAAGGCAUUCUCGUUCCUAUACACGUAGUAGAAGUCGUGAUCGCAGUGCAUCCACUUACAAACGUUCUGAGAGAAGCCAUGAUAAGAAAGAUUACAAAGAUAAUAAGCAAAAUGAUAAAAUCAAAGGAAGUGGUCGAUGGGACGUAUCCAAAUCUCACACUGGAAACCGUAAAACAAGUCCUACAAGAUCAUCGUCAAGUAAGAAUCUUUCAAAUACGAAAAUCACCAGUGCGGUUGAGAGUCCAAUUCUAUUAGAAUGUGUGCGUGUAGAAAACUUACAGGCUCAGCAAGUGAAAAGACUGCUUGAGCGGGUUCAGCAAAGAAAACAACAGUAUAAAGCAGAAGCUGAGAAGGCUGCUGAAGACAGCCAUGUAAAGUCUGCAAUUGCUAGAUUGAAGGCUGGGAUUAAACUGAAGGACCCUCCUGUUGGGUAUUAUGGCCCUAAAUUACCCCCGGAGCUACACCGGCCACCUGUGCUCCCACUCAUUGGGAAGUUACCAACAGGGAGAAAAGGCAUUGUGAUGAAAACUUUGAGAGAUGAACCAGUGCGGAUAGAUAUUGGGAAACCUGAGACUGUAACCCAGUCUAAGGAUCUCAGUCCUGUUGAUUCUGAACCGAAAAAGAAGGCUUUGUCGGAGAAUAUAACAGAUGAUAAAAGUAAAGAUUCCAAUGACAAAAGCCCUGAUACAAAAUUGCCAUCUCCAAAAGAUGAUACCAGUGAAGAAAAUGUUUCAAAAGAAAAACUUGUUAUUGCUCCAAAGGCUACAGAACCCAAAGUAACAGUACUAACUAAACAACAAAGUCAACAGAUGCAACAGCAACGGCAACAGAAACUUGAGCAACAGCGAAAGCAGGAAGACGAGAAAAACAAAGCAAAAGCAUCAUCCCCUUCUCCUGCAAAACCAAUUAUACCACCUGAAGAGAUGGAAAAAUACAGGAAGUUGCAAGAGCAAGCACAACUUCAUAUCAAACACCAACAACAACAGCAGCAGUUACAAAUACAUCAUCAACAGCUACAGCAGCAUCAGCAACAUCAACAACAACAAUUACAUCAACAGCAGAUGCAACAGCAACAACAGCAAGAACAAAUGCAUCAUCAGCAACAGCAACAACUGCAACAGCAACAACAACUGCAACAGCAACAACAACAACAACAAGGAUUACAUCCUGUGCCUCUGCAAGCACAAGGACCUGGUAUUCCAGCUCAUCAUCCACAGUCUCAGUUACAACCACCACAGCAUCAUCCGGGUGCCCCUCACCCCCAUGCUGCACCACAUCAACUACCACAUCCAGCUAUGCAUGUUGCAGUCUCGCAUCCUGGGCAACAACCUCAUCCACAGAGUCCUACUCCAGCUCCAACACAAGGUCCUGUACCACUUCAACCAGGUGCACCUCAGCGGUUGCCUGUUGGUAAUCCAGUUCCGGUAUCCAUUGCUGCUGCACAGCAAGCUGCGGCUCACCAUCAAGCAGCAGCCGCUCAGCAAGCUGCUGCACAGCAACAAGCAGUAGCAGCAGCUCAACACCAGGCAGCUAUGCAACAACAAAUCAUGACUCCACAGCAAGCUGUUGUCCACCAACAAGCUGUGGCACACCAACAAGCUGUAGCACACCAACAAGUUAUGGUUCAUCAACAAGCUAUGGUGCAUCAACAAGCUAUUGCACAACAGCAAGCUAUUGCACAGCAACAAGCUAUUGCACAACAGCAAGCUAUUGCACAGCAACAAGCAGCAGCUCAACAAGGAGCACAGCACCCAGUAGCGCAGUCGGCUGCUCAACAGGCUGCAGUACAUCAGGCAGCAGCAGCACAGCAACAACAAGCAGCUGCACAACAACAACAACAACAACAACAAGCACACCAAGCAGCAAUAGCAGCUGCUGCCGGAGCCCCACCACCACCUCCACCGCCAUUGUCUCCUGCAGGUCAGGGGCAAGGACCUCAACCACAACCUCAUGCAGCUCAUCAUCAACAACCAAUUCCGAUACCAGUUUCAAUGACUCCACACUCUGUUGGUGCAACUCCAAUACUUCAGUAUGCAUCUAUGCAUGGACAUAUGCCUAUACAGAUGUCGCCCACUGCAUCAGCAAUUGCAGCAGCACAACAUAAUGCUCACCAGUUACAGUUGCAAGCUGCUGCAGCAGCAGGUCAUCCUAUAAGCCAUAUUCCUGCUGGAGCAUUACCAUUACAUGGGCCAAUAUCAAUACAUGGUCACAUGCCAAUUCAUUUACCUGGUGGAGCUUUCUCCGCACAACAUUUACUUCAUCAACAGUUAGGGCACCCACAUGCAAUACCAAUAGGAUAUCAUCCACAUCGGACACCGAUUAUGUUAUCACCUUUUUCUCAUCCACUUUUACAUUUUAAAACUGCACCAAUUAGAACAAAAUAUACUGCAGCUUACUUGAGGAAUGCUGCAGUUGUACCUGCAACUGCAAUCGUCGCAACCACAACAACAGCUGUCACUACAACUACAACCUCAACCUCAGCUGCAGUCAGUUCUACAACUUCAACAGCAGCAAAAAUAGAUUCUGAAACAAAGACUUCAGAUAGUGCAACUUCUUCAGCGAGUAAAGUUCCAUUGCCUUCGCCUGGAACAUGA